AUGGCCUGGAUUCUCGUGUUCCUGUUCAUGUCCUGCGUCAAGGCGGCCUGUGCAGAAUGCAGAGCUGACGAAUGCGCAGACCACAGUGGAGAUGCAACGGACCUCCUCCAACAUGUCCGACAUUCUAAAGCAAAGCUGUCGCAGACUGCAUCCGAGCUGACCACCUCGACUACAACUACGACUUACCAUUAUGAUGUUUGCGAGGAGCUCAAGGCAGAGUACAACAUUUCCUCGCUAUGCAUUCCCAAAGAUGAAGCCGUGCCACGGAGUUCCUCCAGCUCAACGCCGCGCGGGAAAAGGGGGAAGAGCCUGCCCUGGGUGGUGGAGAAGGCAAAGGCCAAGGCAGCGUGGAAAGUGGACGUGGCCACUGCAAAAGCAUGGUGGUGGUGUGAGAAGCAGUGGUGGUGCCACAAUGGCCCGCCCACUCCCCCUGCUGACUGCCCCAUUAGCAGUUCAGGCAGCCAACUCUAUUCAGACAGGGCAAGCUUUGAGGCACCGCUAACGGUGGUUCUCGUUGAUGGAUAUGACAAUGCCGCGUACUUCGCGGGUGACAACUUCGAUGGCGCCAACUUCGACUCCUUCACGGACGCAGCAGUGUCAGCGAUCGUCGGCGAAACCCAGUAUGAGACCACCGGCUUCGACAACAACAAUCUUAUUCCCGGGCAGUCCAGUGGAGACCCCCUGUAUUGUGCCGGCUGUAACGGUUCCUAUCGAUUGAGCUUCCAGGCGACCUCCGUUGGAACCGGUCAGGGGGUUUGGGCGGCGGGGUUCGACAUCAGAGGGGUUCAGGAAGGAGUUUUCGGAACCGUGGCCUUUGUCACGUACGGCGACGGCUCCACUGGCGAGUUCGUGCUGCCUGAGCGUCAGGACGUCUUUUGGGGCAUCAUCGACUGCCGACGGAUUACCAGCAUCCAUCUCGGCCUGUCAGGCGGCGCCCCCAAUACCGACAAUAGUGUCAUGCGAAUGGCUCACGACAAUCUGAGCAUUGGCGCCUGA
Messenger RNA from Symbiodinium natans, 996 nucleotides. Lineage: Eukaryota; Dinophyceae; Suessiales; Symbiodiniaceae. The record is from the annotation of a GenBank genome assembly.